Molecule: messenger RNA, 1218 nt
Organism: Cetraspora pellucida
Lineage: Eukaryota; Fungi; Glomeromycota; Glomeromycetes; Diversisporales; Gigasporaceae
Source: the annotation of a GenBank genome assembly
AUUAUUUCUGCAUUUGUUCCUCAACAAAGAGCAGAACAUAGUGCAGUUCUUGUAGCUAAAAAACUUUAUUUUCAAGGUGGUUAUGAUCAUACAUACAACGUAUAUGUUAAUAGCCAGUUAUUUUACCUUGAUGUUUCAAAUUCUUUUAAUACAACUAACAUAAAUUUAAUGCCUUGGACUGACUUGUCCUCGACACCGGGUUUAACAAACAAAACUGGAGCAACAGCUUGUGUUGAUGGUGGAGCAAUUUUUUAUAUUGGUGGAACCCAUUCUGGAAAUCUUGUUAGUAAAUUUGAUACAGUAUUGGGGCAAUGGAAUGAAUUAAAUACUUAUGGGUCAAUACCUACCCCUGGAUUGAUAGCAAAUGAAGAGAUAAAAUUUGUUCAAUGCGUAAUUUUGGGGCAUAAAAUAUAUAUUUAUGGUGGAUAUGGAGUUUAUCAAAUGAACAUAUUAGAUUCUUUACAAUUAUAUUGGUCUAGAUUUUCAUCAGCAUUAACGUAUAGCGGAACGCAAGGUUAUACUGCUACAAUGUUAAACGAUUCAAUAUUAUAUAUGGGAGGAGGAGGAAUCAAUUUAACUUAUUGCCAAGCAAAUUCAACUAACGAAUUGCCGGUUUCAAUUUUCAAUACAAGCGAUAAUUCAUGGAGAAUGGUUCCCACGUCUGGUCAAGCCCCUCUUGCAAGAUGUGAUCAUUCAUCGGUUUAUAUUUCUCAACAUAAUCGAAUUUUAUUAUUUUAUGGAACUAAUAACAAUAUUUCAAUAUAUGCACUCGACACUUUAACAUUUACCUGGUCAAUUCCUAAGAUAUUAAAUUCUGGUGGUUCUGUACAAAUAUUAACACAUCAUACUUCUACAUUAAUUGGAUCUUAUAUUCUUAUCGCAUUCGGCCUUUAUAUUAAUUCUGGACUAGGUUCAUCUGAUGUUUUUCUUCUUGAUGUAAGUCAUUAUGACAACUAUAAAUGGGAAACAACUUAUGAUCCUGCCAAAUUAUUUCAACCAGCACCAACCCAGACUAUUGGUUCAAGUUCAACAUUGAAUAACCAACAAAAUAUAAAUAUUGUUGUUAUUAUUGGAGAAGUAAUUGGUGGAAUUUCAGGGCUUAUAUUAUUAUCAACAGCUGCAAUAAUUAUUAUUUAUAUAGUCAAGAAAAAAUACCAAAUUAACGUUGAUACUUUACAAGAUCAAAUUACUAAUCAACAACCUGUCGAUAUGUUAUAA